Messenger RNA from Ziziphus jujuba (common jujube), 634 nucleotides. RefSeq lists its product as uncharacterized. The coding region runs from base 101 to 349 and encodes 82 amino acids. The transcript is spliced from 3 exons. NCBI's taxonomy places the organism in Eukaryota, Viridiplantae, Streptophyta, Magnoliopsida, Rosales, Rhamnaceae. The record is from RefSeq and is a predicted model, not a curated record.
AGCAUUAAGUAAAUAAAAUAGAAAAAUAGUACUAAAACAUUCAUAAGCUUCUACAGUUUAGGGUUUAGAGGCAAAACCAUUUCUUUGGGGCAGAGAAAAAAUGUCGAAGAAGAACAAUCUCGCUCGUAGGAAAAAACAGCAUGAAUUCGAUCUCCGAAGGGAGAAACAAGAAAGAGAAACGCAGAAAAAGAAGCUUCAAGCAAAGAAGAAUAAGAUGAAAGUUGAUGGAGGUGUUGACAAGCAAAAGAAGGGUGGACGUCGGUUCCAAGUAGGUAAGAGGAAAGUAAAGACCAAGUUGACAGCAUUGGCAAAAGCUAAGGCUGUACAGGCCAUGGAGGUUGAUAAUUGAGGUUUUUCGAAUACUUUAUGUGUAUGAUGCAGCAUUGUUAGGAAAUGAAGAAGAAACGAUUGGAAAUUUCCUAUAUGAGUAGUAACAUGUAUGAGAUAUCUUUAAUAUGUUAAUCACCAAACCAUUUUGUUAUGGUCAAUUCUUGUCAGAACUGAUUCUAAUUACCGACCUUUUUUUUUUUUUAGGAACUCUUACCAUACUGUAGUUUAAUGGUUAAUCUGUUUUAUUUUUCAUUGUUCUAUCUUCCAAAGCAUGUUCUGAGUAAUAAUAGACUUUAUUAGCGAA